This is a messenger RNA of Phymastichus coffea, 2156 nucleotides long. RefSeq lists its product as uncharacterized. The record is from RefSeq and is a predicted model, not a curated record. Gene Ontology annotation, biological process: recombinational repair. NCBI's taxonomy places the organism in Eukaryota, Metazoa, Arthropoda, Insecta, Hymenoptera, Eulophidae. Bases 98 to 1933 code for a protein of 611 amino acids. The transcript has 2 exons.
UAGAUAUAUGUCAAGAUAGAUCAUGUUUGGAUAAACAUAGUCAAUUUGCGUUAAUAAAUUUAUUUUUUAAUUUAUUAUUGCAAAUAAUAAAAAAACAAUGUUUGAAGAUGAAGAAUGGAAUAUCAACGAGGAUGAUUUGAAAGAUUUCAAUAGUGAUGACUUCAUUCAUGAUAAUAAUGACAAAGCUGAAAAUCUAUUACCAAUAAAAAGUGUUGAGAUAAAAAAGCAUUCCGUUUUGCUGAAUACUUCUGGAUUACAUUCCAAGGUUUCUGAUAAUCUUCAAAAUAAUGUGAAAUUCCAACCCAAUGAAGCAGUAUCAAUAGCUCAGAAAAAAGUAGUUCUUGACAUAUUUAAAAAUAAUUCUUGCUCUCAUCAAGAUUCAAAAAUUCAUCAACAAAAUUCAUUGAUUAAUGAUAAUGAAAAAUUAUUUGAAUACACGUCUAUUGUCACAGGCGAACAUGGAAAAGAAUUAAUUCUAAAUGUUUUUCAAAAAAAUAUUGAAAAAUCUAAUAAGUCUGUUGUUAAAUCAGUAUUGAAAAUUUCUGAUCAUGAAAAUAAAUUCAAGCGAAAAAAAAAUGUAGCUUUUGUAGAUUCUCCAGGUGAAACUAAUAUUGCUAAAAAGAUAUGUAUUGAAAAAAUAAAUAAAUUACAAGAAUUAAAAAGUAAUGAUAAAUACAAUGAUCAAGAAAAUCAAAGGUUAGAUUUACAAAAGUUGUCAAUUCAUAAAAGUAUUAAAGUAUCACGUGUGAAGCAAGCUAUAAUUAGAAAGUUUCCUGGACCAGCAGGAAUUUUACCAGAUGAAGUCAAUGAAAAUGAUGUUAUUGAUCUUGACUAUUUAGAUGAAAAUAAAAAUAAUAAAAGUAAUCAAUAUGCUGAUAUUUGUUCCCAGAAUACAAAGAAUUUAUUUUCAACUGGAGCAUGGCAAUUAAUGAUGGAUGAUUUACCUGCAGGUUUUGAACUUUGUGAUAUAGCGACUAUUAAGGAAAAUGCUUUACAGUAUAGUAAAACCUAUAAAAAGGUACCUUAUUUAGCAGGCAUUGUUCAAUGUAUAGAUUAUAAACCCAAUGAUCCUCAUAUUAUUUUAAAAGAUCUGUCUGGCAAAGUAGACGCAUGUAUCCAUCACAGUAUCUGUAAGUUAUAUCCUAAUGCACUUGGAACUAGCGUUGUUAUUCUUGCUAAAGAUAUUGGAUUGAUUGUUACAAGUAAAAAAUUUGUGUGUGUCAUUAUUUCACUAAACAAUUUAGUAAGUAUCUAUUCAGAUGAAGCAAGAUUAGUUGAAACAUCUCACUUAAAAACACUACUUAAAAAUGACAAUGUAAAUCAAAAUCUGCAUGAAUCUGAAAUCAGUGUACUCGAUGAAAUUGAGUGCCAGGAUAAUAUUGAAACAUUGAAAACUCAUUCACAAGAUAUUGAAAAUAAACUUCAAAAAGAAUCUGGAUUAAUUUUAAAAAAUUUAAAAAAAAUUAAUAGUUCAGGUAUUUCAGAAUUAGAUAUUGGUAGAAAAGAUAAUUCACAAGAAUUUGACUUAGAUGAAGACAAUGCUUGGCUUGGCAUUAAUAUUGAUGAAUUAAAUUCCUUUAAACCUAAUCAGUUUCCAUCAUCAACCCCGAUAGAUGCCAAUGAAAAUAAUGCAAAUGAAGUACAUUUUCAAAUUAAAAAAUCUGAACAUGUCUUGUCAAAGAUAACUAAACAUUCAUCAGAAUCAGAAAAAAUUCAAUCAGAUUUAAAACUUUCAAAUUCUGCAGAUAAACAAAAAAUGAUAUCAGAUAAAUUAUCAAUAUUUAGAAAUACCAAUAACACAUCUAUGCCAUCUACAGCAUUACCUGUCAUAAGUAAGCCAUUUGAAUCAGAAGGGAAUGAUACAGAUGAUGAAAUGCUAUCUCAAUUAGAUGUAGAUGCUAUUGCAGCAAGUUAUAAAACUCAGAAUUGUUAAUUGUUUAAAGUUAUGUUAGAAUGUCCAGUAUUAUUAAUUUAUACUUUAUUAAAAAAAUGUUAAUAUAAGUUUUGUACUAGUACAAAAAUAUAUAAGUGUGUUUGUUUUAAAUAUAGUGAAUAUUUUUUCAUACUGUUGAUAACUUAUAGUAAUAAACAGAUAGAGUAUUAAAAUCAUCUAAAAUUACUAUAAUAUACCUACCUAAUCUAAGUAUACAGUUAUA